CAGUCGCUAAAUAGAUUUCUAAAAUAAAUUAUAAAGAAUAUUUGAUCAAAGCAUAUAUGUAUAUGUAUGUCAUACAAACAUAUAUGCAUAUAAAUGUAUACAGGUGCAUACAUUUACUCAUCUUCUCAUGAGAUUGGUUGAAGACGAUAACAGUCAAUAAAGGGUAGAGUAGUAAGUAUUAUUAAAAUAUCUUGAGUAUUUUCAGUCUAAAAAUACAUUUUCAGAAAUAAAUUGAAACAGUUAGGUUUAAAAAGGUGUUCUGUUCUGUGAGGAUAUAUCAUACUGUCCUUAACCAUAGAAAAUCACACCUUCUAAUAUACACAUACACACACGUAAAAAGAAAUUAUACCAAAAGCCUGCUGAAAAAAAAACAACCCCAGUAACACCUAAUUCAAAAUGGACAAGAAGUUAGACAAUCGUCGUGCUUUAAUGAAAUCUUCGGAUAUGCAGGCGGGAUUACAGAAAAUUGUUGUCGACACGUGUGCAGUAGCUACAGAACAGUAUGAUGAAGAACGCGAUAUUGCUGCUUAUGUUAAAAAACACAUGGAUAAAUAUGAUGGGGGUGUUUGGCAUUGUGUUUUAGGCAAAAAUUUCGGGUGUUACGUUUGUCAUAUGGAUGGAUACUUCAGUUAUUUUGAAUUCCAAGGGAAGUCUGUCAUCAUCUUUCGUACACAAUGAACAACAGCCACAAUAACAGCAACAACAGAUUAAAUCAGUUUCUUAUUGUCAGUGUGUUCGUGUUCAUGAUCGCGAUUGCUGUUGUGGUUGUGAUCGUUGGUUUUCUUAUUUAAAACAACUGUGCUGUUUUUUUCUCAUUUCGAAGCAAUAAGAAAACAAAUUGUAUUCUGCAAUUUCUACUCAUAAGUUGAUGCUAAACACUGUUGUCUAACCGUUGUUUUUUUAUACAAGUACAGAUGUGUAAUAGGCCAUAAAGAUUCUUGUUGUAAAACUAUUUAGGCUUAACUUAUUAUCCUCUCUAUCUAUCUUAUGGUGUGUGUACUUGUUUUCAUUUGAAAUAUUAUGUGUAAUUGCAUUUUGUGUAUGAAAAAUAAGAAGAAUUAUU
Trichobilharzia szidati is the source of this 1063-nucleotide messenger RNA. Lineage: Eukaryota; Metazoa; Platyhelminthes; Trematoda; Strigeidida; Schistosomatidae. The record is from the annotation of a GenBank genome assembly.